Messenger RNA from Hyaloperonospora brassicae, 1104 nucleotides. NCBI's taxonomy places the organism in Eukaryota, Oomycota, Peronosporomycetes, Peronosporales, Peronosporaceae. The record is from the annotation of a GenBank genome assembly.
AUGACGUCAUGCCGCCUGCUGCUCUUGAUCCUGCGGCUGCUGCCGCUCGUAUUAGGGCAGCAGUGCUCUCACUACUCCAGCGACGAUCUAGUUGCUAGACUUGAGUCACGUGUGUCCAAGUGCCUGGGUCCAAGUGCUUCAUCCACUGCCAUCUCGACGCUGACCGAGCGCUUCGUGGCCAAUGAUUUCGACCGUAAUGAGCCCCUGGCGCUCAUGUUUUUCUCCUCGUCCAGCGAUCUGAUGCACUCACUGGCUGGUGCCGUCGCCUCGUCUCUAUUUGGCGCUUCUCGGUCUUUUGACACUGUGCAACUCGUUGAUUUCCAGACGCUGCUAACACCCUUGCGAAAAAGCAACUACGACAUUAAACAGACGCUUCGAUCUGCUCUUGCGACGCCGUUAAGUGCCUGCCCCGAGCGCAACCUUUUCGUCUUCGAUAAUCUACAAGCACUGGAUGAAGGCGCUCUGCCUAUAUUGGACGUAUUUCUUGACCCCUUGAACGGCAAGCGCGCUCAGUUUCAGCAGUACAUCGAGAACACAGGCAGCCGAGUUUUUGACUGCUCGAACUCGGUGUUUCUCUUUCUUUACCAAGACACAACGAAGGAGUAUUUUUCUGUGGAUACAACAAGAGACCGCUUGAAAUUCCUUGGCAACUGGCAAGAAUAUUUGAUGCAGCAGUGGGCACGAUCAGAAAGGAACGUGGAAGCCUUCACACCCCAGGCCUUUGUUGGUAGACUGACUGACGCCGUCGUAGUUGUUCCACCCGAACAUGGCCACGUGGAUAUUGUCUAUGAGGAGUUUAAGCAGAGUCGUGAAUGGCGUCAAAUGUGCGAACUACAGAUUUACGCUAUAGAUGCAGGAAAAGAUGAAGUGAAGGCUCCGACGAGAGCUACUCCGUUAGGUUUUGUCGCCGGCAAUGUUGCUUCGGCAGCACCCAUGAUUCCUGGUGUAAUCGCCAUGAUAUUGAUACCAGCUUACCUUCUACUACUCACACGUGCAAAGCGCUGGAACGGUGGCGCAGCAGAGAUACGGAAGCGAGGCGCCACUCAUGGACGCACCAGCUCAAGCAGCAAUGCUCGGCGAAAGAAGCGAAAAACGCGCAAGUGA